AUGGAUGACUUUUCAGAUAUUGAUGAAAUUGAUGCUGCUGCUUCUUUUAAUACAAAUGAUAAACAAGUUGAUAGUGAUAAUAAUACUGUUAAAAGUGAGGAUGAUACUAAUUUAAGCAAAAGUGAAGAGACAAUUGCAUUUUUUUCAAGAAAAACACAAGUUAAGGAAGUAUAUUAUUCAACUGUACCAAUUGAAUAUCCCAAAACUUCUGAGGAAGGUGUAGCGAUAACAUAUAAUAUCACAGGUUGGACAAAUCCAAGGGAUUGUUGA
Molecule: messenger RNA, 270 nt
Organism: Funneliformis geosporum
Lineage: Eukaryota; Fungi; Glomeromycota; Glomeromycetes; Glomerales; Glomeraceae
Source: the annotation of a GenBank genome assembly